AUGCAAUAAAGUACUCAGUUAAUGCAAGCUUAAUAAAGUUUAAUGGCUAUGUAGUUUUAUGAUGAAAAGACUUCUAAGCUGCAGGAGACACUUCUCAAGCAACUUAAGAAAAACCUUAGACUAAUAUAGGAUUUGCAGUAAGAUCCUCAUCAUCAUUAAAGAGGAUUCAGUGCAUCUUUAAAUGUAACUGGGUCAAUGAGGAGAUCCUAAAAAGAUGAUUCUGAAAAAGUAAAAAAAGAUGUGCUAAAAGUAGAGAGGAAGGAAAUAGCAGUUAUAAACAGAGAAAAACAUAUAGGCGAAAAGAUAAAGUUCUACAGGAAUAAGCAGCUAGGAUAGUUCUGCAUGCCAAGACUAGAAGAAAGUCAGGGAUUUUUUUCUGCUGAAAAACUGAAGGAAAAGGGCAUAAACCCAGAGGAGCUGCAAAUGCUCUAAAAAUUGACUUAGGCCUCGCUUCAUUUCAUGCCCUCUCAAAAUCCUACUGAGAAAAAGCUAUAUAAAAAUCUCAGCUAGAGCUUAAAUGACUACAGAAGCUUUGUUGGAAAUAAAACAUUUAGUAAUCAUUAGGGAUCAAGUUCUCCAUUGAAUAACUUAGAUUAUGCCUCGGAUUCUUAGAAACCUUUGAAGAGUUAGAAGUAACAUAGAAUAUAAGACCUCAAAAAAAAUAACUUACUUCACUUUGAAAAAUCAAACAUCGAGAAUUAGAUUAAGUAGUAGAUUUUUCAGUCAUCAAUGUAUGGAAGCCCGACUGGUUAACCGAUGUUCAACUAUUCGAAGAAUUACUUUGGGAGUAGUGGUUUUGAGUUUAAUAGAGAUAAACUCUUAAAAGAAUCAAAUGGUGAUGCCUAGAACGCAUAAAAGUUGGCGAAGUAUUACAGAAAGUUGAUGAGUAUAAAUUAGAAAAAUAUGAAGCAUGUAUUUAGCGAUUACUUACAGCAGGUUUAAACCAAUGAAAUUGAUCACUAGUUGAAAUCACUGUCUAGGUCGCCUAAAAUGAAUGCUAACCUGACUUAAAGUCUGAAUCUGAAACCAAUAAAUAUUCCACUGGCCAAAUAAUUCUCCUCAUUUUCCAGUCCAAUGAGUCCCACUGUCUCCGCACCCACUGGGGAAUAGAAACACUUUGGAUUUGAGAAAAGCACUAUGCUAGAGCAAAUCACUCACUAAAAAGAUCGAAUGAGUAGCAGCACCUAUGAUAUGUUCAGUCAUUCUAAGCAAAUCGACACUCUGAAAUAGAGAAAUCGGCUUAGAAGUCUCUUUGAGUAUCAUUAGUAAAAAAAUAACAGAGAUGUCCUCAACAAAUUCCUUAGAAGAUGUGAUUGGGAAUAAAAGCCAAAUAGAAUGCAAUUAUUCAGAAGGCAGUUACAAUAGUCUUCAACAAAUUAUGAAAGCUAAAUGAAGGUUUUGACUGCCAAGAAGCAUCAGAAAAUGUCCUACAAAAAUGCAGAGCAGUAGUUUUAGCUAUUAGACACCAACGAAUCCUAGUCCCCCUGA
Molecule: messenger RNA, 1488 nt
Organism: Stylonychia lemnae
Lineage: Eukaryota; Ciliophora; Spirotrichea; Sporadotrichida; Oxytrichidae
Source: the annotation of a GenBank genome assembly